AUGACACGUGGAAAAUAUCAACAUCCUGCACCGUCAUCGAAAGUGGCUACAGAAAAUCUUCAUCGUUUGUUUGGUCAUAUAUUAAAGAGACCGGCAGAUCACCUUGUUCAACGUGUUCUGAGGAGUUUGUCGAGUUCGAGCUGGAAGAAGCCACCUGGCCGAAAACGGAAGUUCUCGACUGAGGUGGUGAAAGAGGAUCUGAAGACACUCGGCGUGGAUAGGCAGUUCAGGCGAGACGUAAGGUUUCGCAGAAUAUGGAAUAGCAACGAAUGGAUUGAUUCUGUGCAAGCUCUCGCAGAAGAUCGAGAAGGUUGGGCAGAGCUGAGUUCAAGGACGGCACACCUCGGCGAAGAUGCGGGUAAUCGCGUCAGGCGAUGA
This is a messenger RNA of Necator americanus (New World hookworm), 378 nucleotides long. RefSeq lists its product as uncharacterized. NCBI's taxonomy places the organism in Eukaryota, Metazoa, Nematoda, Chromadorea, Rhabditida, Ancylostomatidae. The coding region runs from base 1 to 378 and encodes 125 amino acids. The transcript has a single exon. The record is from RefSeq and is a predicted model, not a curated record.